This is a messenger RNA of Hylaeus volcanicus, 1773 nucleotides long. RefSeq names its product RCC1 domain-containing protein 1-like. Lineage: Eukaryota; Metazoa; Arthropoda; Insecta; Hymenoptera; Colletidae. Bases 694 to 1713 code for a protein of 339 amino acids. The record is from RefSeq and is a predicted model, not a curated record. The transcript has 6 exons.
GAUAGCAGACAGAAUUGCCACGCACUGUUGAGUGCGAAACGCAUUAAGGUGCUCUUGGAAAAAGUUGAGGAAUUUUUCGUUAAAACAUAGAAACUACGUUUCGUUAAAACGUAGAGUGUUAAAGGAACAAUUGACACAGAGAUAGAAGAUUUUCUGUUGAACGAAAUACAUCGUUGUAAAAUAGUUUGCGCUGAAAUUCGAGGGUGCCGUGAUUGUCAGGUUAUGUUGUACACGUCUCGUGCUUUGACAGAUACGCUUCUAGCUGUUGAAAGGGGUGCAGAAUAAAACGUUUCGUGCUCCUUUAAAGUCGAUUAUUCUUUAUUCGUUACCAUAUUCCGUUUGUUUGUUAUUCAACAGGAACAAAAAUCUGGUGACUCUUUAACUACGGCGAGUUGCUGGCUUGGUUAUCGUCUGCAGAGUUUGUGUUGUUUCCUUCGUAUCUAAGGAAACUGGUGCUUUACAUUUCGACCAAUAAUCUUUCACACGAUGCGCGUAAAGACGUGACACUUCGAAUAGAAACUUUGUCGCUUCGUUUAAUACGGAGAAUUCGAUUUCUACAGCCAAGGAGAUUGUACCCUUGACGUGUAGUUUCUUCUUACUUCUGAAUGUACACAUAAGUCAAGCUUAUACUUAGGGUUCAAUAAGGUGCAUAAACAGUAUUUGUUCACAAAGAAUUUUAUUGGUAGAAACACGAUGCUUUAUUAUGCUGGUUUCAAUACCAGUACAUUGUUUUCAAACAGCGAAGGAGUAAUUUUUGCUGUAGAUUCGUUUACAGAAAUUCCAUUUCCUGGAAUUACAGAGUUCCAAGUAGGUUGGAGUUAUUUUCUCCUUUGGAGGGAGAGGGAAUUAUAUAUUUGUAAGAAGGCUCAAGAAAAUAUUACAGAUGAUAAUAUCAUAUUGAUACAAAUACCAGAGAAACCGUUAGACAGUUGUCGACAAGCUGCAGUUGGCAAAGACAGUAUAGUAAUCGUAUCGAUAGACAAUGAAAUGUGGAGAUAUAAGAUUUAUGAAAACUCUUGGAAUAAGGUGACCAACUUUAUUCCAAGCAACGAUGAUUUGAAAGAUGAAUAUCCAGUGAAAGUUUUACAAGGAGGGUGUACGGUAGUUCUCACCAAUUUAGGUCGUGCGUUUAACGUUCCAAUAUUGGUUGAUAUGCCAAAGAGGGUAAAGUUUGUAGACGUCGCUUGCGGAUUCGAUCACGCUAUCUUACUGGCGGAAAAUGGUGACGUUUAUUCAAUGGGAAUGGGAACGCGCGGUCAGCUAGGACACAAUGAUUUGGAGGACUGUGACGAUCCAAGGAUUAUCGAGGCUUUAGCUGGUCUCAAAGUCGUUCAUAUUUCCGCCAUGGGUUGGCACAGUGCGGUGGUUACGGAUCAGGGUGACCUUUACACGUGGGGAUGGAAUACGAAUGGAGAGUUAGGGUUACCUGGCCAAGCCAGCAAAGUAGUGGCUGUGCCCACGGUGGUAGAUUUUACGAACGAUCGAAAUGAGAACGUAGAGAUGUCCGUGAAAAAAGUCGAAUGUGGAAAUACAUUCACCGUCUGCAUGAUGGAUGACGGAACGCUUUGGGGUUGCGGAUCUAAUAAGUACGGGCAGUUAGGACAACCUCGAGAGGCACUACCGAACUCCCCAAAGUUUGUCAAACUCGAAGUGCCUGCAAAUAUUAAAGACUUCAAGUGUCGCGACUGGGGAACCACGCUCGUAACGGAUUGAGCUUGUAAUCUUUCACGGAUAAUAAUUUCUCAACAAAAAAAAAUAAAAAAAAAAUAAAAA